UGAUUAGUUUACCUGUCUUGUGUUUUGUGCUUUCUUAUCUAUCAUUUUGUCUUGCCACUUUAUCUGAUAUGUCUGCUUCAGCAAGAACCAAUUAAGAACUCAGUAAUUUUUACGUUAUUUUUUGCGUCAGUUUCCAUCGUAUUAAUUUCAACAGCAGUCAUGAAGCCGCGGUUCGACACAUUUGACAUAAUAUGCUCUCUCCUCGAGCUUCAGAAGCUCGUUGGAAUGCGUUUGAAUCAAGUUUAUGACAUUGAUAAUAAAACAUAUUUACUCCGGUUUCAAAGAGGCGAAGAAAAGUGUGUGUUGCUGUUAGAAUCUGGAACUCGUUUCCAUAUAACUCAAUUUGAGUGGCCAAAAAAUGAUUCACCGUCUGGUUUCAGUAUGAAGUUGCGGAAACAUCUUAGAAAUAAAAGGCUCGAGGCAGUUCAUCAACUAGGAGUGGACAGAAUCGUGUCCUUUCAAUUUGGAACGGGAGAGGCAGCAUACUACGUCAUUUUAGAACUUUAUGAUCGUGGGAAUAUUCUCCUAGCUGAUAAAGAUCACGUCAUUCUCAAUAUCCUGAGAUACCAUGUCCAUGGUGAAGAUGCAAGAUUUGCAGUGCGUGAAAAGUAUCCUCUCAACCUCGCCAAACAGAGAUCAGAUCUUCCAACAGAAGAUAAACUACGUGAGAUUCUCAGAAAUAAAGAUGGAGAGAAUCUAAAAAAGGUCCUCAACCCACAUUUUGAAUAUGGGCCAACGAUCUUGGAGCAUGUCUUGUUAGAGGUCAAUCUAGCAGGUAAUAUGAAAGUAGGUAAAACGUUCAUAAUUGACCAACACCUUCCGCAGCUUCUCGAGGCUUUUUCUGCUGCUGAGAGGCUCAUCAACGAAGCGAUAAAGUCUCCUGCAAAGGGUUAUAUUAUUCAGAAGAAAGAGGAGCGUGCCUCAGGUGAAGGACCUCUUUAUACUUAUCAAGCUUUCCAUCCAUCAGUAGGAGCUGAGAAAACAGUGGCUAGACAACAUGCUGCACAGGAUGUCCGAUGGUUUGACGGUUUCAAUCCUGCUGUUGAUGAAUAUUUUUCAUCUCUGGAAACUCAAAAAAUUGACUUGAAAGCUGUUCAACAGGAGCGAGAUGCUCUCCGGAAACUGCAAAACGUACAAAGAGAUCAUGAUGAACGAGUAAGUGCUUUGGAAAAGGUCCAGUUGGAUGAUAAAUUACGAGGAGAGCUUAUAACACGUAAUCAAGCAAUUGUCGAUGCGGCUAUCAUGUUCAUCAGAAGAUGCAUUGCAGCUCAAUUGUCGUGGGACGACAUCGGCAACUACAUCAAAGAAGCAGCCGCACAGAAUGAUCCAAUAGCCUUGUUAAUAAAAGAUCUGAAGCUUAACAUCAACCAUAUAACACUGUUGCUCAGUGACCCGUAUGCUGAAGAGGAGGAAGAGAACAGUUUGAAACCCAUGUUGGUCGACAUUGAUCUUGAUCUGUCUGCUUUUGCCAAUGCGAAAAAGUAUUUUGAUGCCAAAAGGAGCGCAGCCAAGAAACAACAGAAAACUAUUGAAUCUGUUGGGAAAGCCUUGAAAUCUGCGGAGAAGAAAACAAAGCAGGCCUUGAAAGAAGUGCAAACAACAACAAAUAUUAUCAAAGCACGCAAAGUGUUUUGGUUUGAAAAGUUUUUUUGGUUUAUCUCAUCUGAAAACUACCUUGUGGUCGCUGGAAGAGAUCAGAUUCAAAAUGAAAUAAUAGUAAAGAGGUAUCUCCGUGAGAAUGAUAUCUAUGUUCACGCUGACAUAUCUGGCGCUAGUAGUGUGGUCAUAAAAAAUCCAACAUCUGAUCCGGUACCACCCAAAACGUUGAAUGAGGCUGGUGUCAUGGCAGUCUGUUACAGUGUCGCAUGGGAUGCAAAAGUCCUUACUGGUGCUUAUUGGGUUAAUGCAAAUCAGGUCAGCAAAACAGCGCCCACCGGUGAAUAUUUAACAACAGGUAGUUUCAUGAUCCGAGGAAAGAAAAAUUAUUUGCUUCCAGCUCAGCUCGCCAUGGGCUUUAGUUUCUUAUUCAAAUUAGAGGAAAGUUCUGUGUCUCGGCACAAGGAUGAAAGGAAAGUGAGGCAAAAUGAUGAACUUGAACCCAUCAAAGAAGAAGAAAAAGAUGUAGAAAUGGAAUUAGAACUUAGCGACAAUGAGCCUGCCAGUGAGAAUAUCGAUGAAGAAAAGAAAGAAGAGCUUUUCGAGUUUCCUGACACUGAGUUGCAGAUACAACAUUCUGGCUUAAAUAAAGUUAGCGUGAAAUUAAAAAACACAACUCUAACAACGAAAGAGGAUAGCGGUGAUGAAUCUAGCGACGAUGAAGAUAGUGAUUCAGAUAAAGAUGAGCAAGUUGUCUAUUUAGGAGACAAUGAGCCUGUAAUUUUGAAACCAAGUAGUAAGAAAUCCAAUUCUGCGGCAGCAUCGCAGACAAAAAGUAGUCAACCUCAAAAAAUGCAAGCGGAGAAAGACAAAGAAACAAAACCUGUACCACAAAUUAAAAGAGGUCAAAGAAGUAAAAUGAAAAAAAUAAAAGAAAAAUACAAGGACCAGGAUGAGGAAGAAAGAAAGUUGAAGAUGCUAAUUCUUCAGUCAGCCGGAACUAAAAAGGAAACAAAGAAAGACAAGAAGAAAAACAAAGAUGGAAGAAGCAAUAGGCCAAAAACAGAUGAAGUGAAACCAAAGCCUGUUCCGAAAGUAGCAGUGAAACGAGAUGGUGACGAGGAAGAGGAAGAGGUCGCUGUGAAUGAUGAUGUUAAUAUGUUGUGCUCUCUCACAGGGCAACCCCAUCCAGAGGAUGAGCUCUUAUUUGCCAUCCCUGUUAUUGCUCCGUAUGCUGCUGUAUCUAAUUACAAGUACAAAGUCAAAUUAACUCCCGGAACAGGAAAACGUGGUAAAGCAGCCAACACUGCGUUAGCUUUGUUUUUGAAAGACAAACUCGGGACCCCAAGAGAAAAAGAAUGUCUUAAAAGUGUAAAAUCACAAGAUCUCGCUAAAAAUAUUCCUGGAAAAGUCAAAGUUUCUGCACCUAAUAUUCAUAAGCAUCGUUGAUUUUUUUCUGUUCUGUGAUCUAUUUAGGUACUAUUUUCGUUUUAAGAACUGUUGAAAUUAACAAGCUUUUCAUUUGUAAAUUGUUUUUUACUCAUUACUCUCCUUAGUCUAAGACAAUUGACUUUUGAUCAUGGUUAUUGUAAAGUUUUAUUAAAUGAUCCACAAAAGCUCAA
Bemisia tabaci is the source of this 3218-nucleotide messenger RNA. It is a transcript of the gene Clbn, whose product is annotated as Nuclear export mediator factor NEMF homolog Clbn. NCBI's taxonomy places the organism in Eukaryota, Metazoa, Arthropoda, Insecta, Hemiptera, Aleyrodidae. The record is from RefSeq and is a predicted model, not a curated record. Gene Ontology annotation, cellular component: RQC complex. Gene Ontology annotation, biological process: ribosome-associated ubiquitin-dependent protein catabolic process; rescue of stalled cytosolic ribosome. Gene Ontology annotation, molecular function: ribosomal large subunit binding; tRNA binding.